Molecule: messenger RNA, 17950 nt
Organism: Pelobates cultripes (western spadefoot toad)
Lineage: Eukaryota; Metazoa; Chordata; Amphibia; Anura; Pelobatidae
Source: the annotation of a GenBank genome assembly
UAGAAAUGUUCUAUUCUUGAUGCACACACUAUUUGAAGAGAGAGAUGUGCUACUACUAUGGUUAUAAUGCAUCACUGAACAUUUUAUAUUAAGUGCUACCGUGGUACUUUUUGCAGGUGUGGUAAAGAUCUUGGUGAGACAGGCCCCACGAGAAACUUCAAUGUCUUCACCCCGUCCUUCUCUUGGUUCACCUUUACAUUUGCCUCAAAACAUAACUCGUCCACUUUUACGUGUCCUGCCAAGCACGCUUCCAGACAAUGCCAACCCUAGAGCUGGGACUGGGGAAAGAUCAGGUAUGUGAUGGGCAUCGAUUUAUGUAUUCGUUGGUCCAAAGGUCGGGUUUCUUGCACCACAAAGAAGUUAUAUCCAAUGUCGGCUUACAGGUAGUUCCAUAUAUUUGAGGGGUAGCACUUUUUUUAAUCCUCAAAAAUAAAUGUUGGGUAGUCUGAAGUGUUAACUUUUUUUUUUUCUCUCCUUUCUAGCCCUUCCUGUUUUUUCUACUGCAGCUUGUGCGGUUGCUACAUCUUCCAUCACAUUAGCCGCAAGCCCACUUCUUAUGGUCUCCAGUCCUACACUGACUUCAAGACUCCCAGCCCCAAACCCUGUUCCCAGCCUUCAUAACCACAAUGUGCCAGUCAAUGCAGAGGGCUCCCCAGCUGUUUCUGGUGUGGCACUUCGGCUACUUGCUAGUGGAACUUCAGCUACCCUCCAGCUCACCAACCAUCACUCGUCACCACCAAGACAUUCUCAGAGUCCUGCCCUCCAAAGCUGCCCAGCACAAAGCCCAAUCUUUACCAACUGCUCUUCUUGUCCAGGACAGAUUCCUGGCUUUGCUAAUUGUUCCCCUGGCCAAAUUGUAACUUCUGAAUCUAAGACUUGUGCUGUCUUGCAAAAGGUUUCUCAGUCAGACACAGGUUCUAACAGCCAGGGCCUGUCCUUAUCCACAGUCUCUAAUGGCAAUGGAUUUGGGCAAAAUAAAGCUCAAGAGCAUAAAGACUCUCUUAUCCCCCAAACUCUAACUCAGCCGAUGUCCUCUCAGUGUGCUUCUGGCCCAAGCCCAGACCAUGUCCAGUUUGUCAGUAACCUGAACCCAACCCCUGCCUCACCCCCUGCCCUUUGCAAUUCUAACCAUGCACCAGGAAUUCCCAAACUGGCCCCUUCCAGUUACAACAUUAAUCUAGUUCCUACCCUUCUCACAAACUCUUCUCCUUCCACCGUCUCCAGUUAUAGCCCUGUCCCUGCACGCUUCCUCACUAGCCCUGUGUCUCUUCUAACCCUUUCUCCUUUACCCUCUACCAAUAGUAGCACUGCUCCGAUCUUGUACACACAUGCCAAUGUAAACACACUUUCCUCUCUUGGUGCAUCUGCAGUGAGUCACCAAACAACCAUUCCUUUGCCCACAGUUCAGACAUCUGCUUCUCUGCCCUUGCUGUCAACUUCUAUGCCUCUGGCUUCUCCUGUACCUCCUCUUUCUGCCAUGGCUUCCCAGGCACCCGGCCGCCCUCCUUCUGCCCCGGCGCAGGCAGCCUCACUUCUGCUUACGGCGCGACUGCGCCCUCGCCCCUGCUGCCCGGCGCCGAUGCGCCCUCCUUCUGCCCCGGCACCCGGCCGCCCUCCUUCUGCCCCGGCACCCGGCCGCGCUCCUCCUCCUUCUGCCCCGGCACCCGGCCCAGCUCCUCCUCCUCCUUCUGCCGCGGCACCCGGCCCAGCUCCUCCUCCUCCUUCUGCCCCGGCACCGGCCAAACCAUCUCUCCUUCACCGCCCGGCACCCGGCCAGCUCUCCUCCUCCUCCUUCUGCCCGGCACGGUAACUCCUCCUCCUCCUUCUGCCCGGCACCAUCCAGCUCCUCCUCCUCCUUCUGCCCGGCACCCGGCCCAGCUCCUCCUCCUCCUUCUGCCCCGGCACCCGGCCCAGCUCCUCCUCCUCCUUCUGCCCCGGCACCCGGCCCAGCUCCUCCUCCUCCUUCUGCCCCGGCACCCGGCCCAGCUCCUCCUCCUCCUUCUGCCCCGGCACCCGGCCCAGCUCCUCCUCCUCCUUCUGCCCCGGCACCCGGCCCAGCUCCUCCUCCUCCUUCUGUCCCGGCACCCGGCCCAGCUCCUCCUCCUCCUUCUGUCCCGGCACCCGGCCCAGCUCCUCCUCCUCCUUCUGUCCCGGCACCCGGCCCAGCUCCUCCUCCUCCGCUUCUGGCCAGCGCGUGUCCACUCCUCCUCCUUCUGUCCAGCCCGGCUGGCUGCUCUCCUGCUGUCCGGCACCCCAUUUGGCUCCUCCUCCUUCUGGCCGGCACCCGGGCCGAAAUAUCCUCCUCCCCUUCUGUCGGCACCGGCCAGCUCCUCCUCACUCCUUCUGUCCGGCACCCGGCCCAGCUCCUCCCCUCCUCCUUCUGUCCCGGCUUCCAGUUAGCAGCUCCCUCCUCCUCCUGCUGUCCCGGCCACCCGGCUGACUCCUCUCCUCCCCUACUUUCCAGCGCUGACCCAGCUCCCUCCUCUGUCCCGGCACCGGCCGGCUCACCUCCUCCUCACUCAUGCUGCCCGGCACCCAGUGGCUCCUCCUCCUCCUCCUCCUUCUGCCCCGGCACCCGGCCCAGCUCCUCCUCCUUCUGCCCCGGCACCCGGCCCAGCUCCUCCUCCUUCUGCCCCGGCACCCGGCCCAGCUCCUCCUCCUUCUGCCCCGGCACCCGGCCCAGCUCCUCCUCCUUCUGCCCCGGCACCCGGCCCAGCUCCUCCUCCUUCUGCCCCGGCACCCGGCCCAGCUCCUCCUCCUUCUGCCCCGGCACCCGGCCCAGCUCCUCCUCCUUCUGCCCCGGCACCCGGCCCAGCUCCUCCUCCUUCUGCCCCGGCACCCGGCCCAGCUCCUCCUCCUUCUGCCCCGGCACCCGGCCCAGCUCCUCCUCCCCCUCCCCCCUCUGGCUGCCCUGCUCCCUUUGCCCUGGCCCCUGGCUGCACUCCUCUGCCUUCCCCGGCUACUCCAACCUCUGCUCCUCUUCCUGUUCUGGCUGUUUCUUCUCCCACAACUGCUUUUGGAGGCACUGUCCCAGUGACCACACGAACAGCUUCUGUUCCUGCCUCUGUGGGUGCAUUGGCAACUCAUGCCCCUUCCUCCUGGCAGUCUAUUCAGCCCCUUCUUGCGCAUGCUCCUGCACCCCUGGCCGCUCCUGUAUCUGCUUUGACCUCUCCUUCCUCUGGGCCUGUGGCCGCCCUGGCCGCACUGACUCCUCCCCUUGAUACCAAUCUGGCUGCUCUGGGAACUCAGGUUUCCACUCCUCUAGCUGUGCUUGCAUCUCCCACCCCACUGCAAACCAUGGCAGGUUCCAUAUCUGUUCCUUUCUCUUUACUUGCUGCUUCGGUGUCUGAAACUCUGCCUUCCCUGGUUUUGUCAACACAGUUACCUUUAGUAACAACCUCAGGAACAGAGCCUGUGCCAUCUUUUUCAGCUAGUGCUGCUCUGCUCCCAUCAGUGGCAGCUGCUGCGUCACUUCCCCUGAUAACUUGUUCAGAUAUUAAUGCUCUUCCAUCUGUCCCCAUGCUUUCUACUAGCCUCCCACCAUCUUCCUCAUUACCUGUGCUGGCUGCAAAGAGUACAUCGAAUGUCCUAGCACGUGGCUCUGUCCCUCAAACCUCUGCACAAGCUUCCCAUUCUUCACUUCUCUCCUGCCCCUCUCCAUCUUCAUCCUCUGUAUCUGGUUCCUUUCCUGCAACUUGGACAGCUGGCACCUCCGCAAGGGCAAUUACUUGUCUGCCAUCUCCUUCUGUCACCAUAUCUACCCGGCUGCCUUCUGCAGUCUCAUCACUAGCUCAUCUCCCAAUGUUAGCAGCUUCUGCCCACUUACCCUCAGUGGUGUCUCCCACCCCUGCAUCUGCCUCCUUGCCGGUUUUGUCAUCCCCCGAACACGUUACCCUUCCAUUGCUGGCUUCUCCGGCAUCUAACUUACUGCCUUCACUUGACUUUCCUGUGAGUACAACUCAGAGUGCUCCUGUGACCCCCUUAGCUACUACCCACUCUUUAAUCGCAUCUCCUUUAGUUUGUCCAUCAUCACAAGCCCCAUCUUCUGUACCGCUCUCAUCAGUCCCUUCAUCCUCUUCUGCUCCUGUGUCCACUCUGUCUUUUUGUAUCUCUAGCACAGUGUCUUCCCCCUUGUCCAAUUUUAAUGACUCUAUUUCUGCCCCAGUUUCUGACUCCAUUCCCCCUAUGGCUUCUGCUACUCCUACUAGUGUGCCCAAUACACAUAUGAUAGGCCCAGAUCCCCCUUUGUCUCUGUCAGUUGCUGGCCCCCCGUCAGUCAGCGUUACUCUAAGCUCAGCUACAGAGUCUGAUAUGCUGCUGGAUGGGGAUGGCCUCCGCUCCACACAUCCCUCUAUGGUAUCAGGCUCGUCAAGGCCCAGAAGACAACCACCACCUCCACCACGAUCACCAUUUUAUCUGGUAAGUGCCUCUUCUUUUCACUGUCAUUGUAUGUAGAGCUCAAUGUGGAGCAGAACCCUUUACAUGUCAGUUCCUCAUGCAUGGGUAGUGUAGGAUCCCUUUCUAUAUUAGUCUGUAAUGGUGGGGUGUUUGGGAUCAUGAAAGAGGAUGAGAAGAUCCCUUUGUAUUUGGCCUUUGAUGUCUUCAUGAACCAAUGUGUUGUUUUUUUCGGGGGAGGGGGGUUCAUGGAGAGGAAAGAUGAGGUCCCUAUGGAAUUUGUAUUUGGAUUAGUUAGAAAAACCCUUGAUUUUGUGUUGAAUAACUUUUUUCUUGGAGGAUGAACCCUUUUAUAUUUCUGGAGAUUUCAGGGAGUAGAGAAUUUGUUAUAGGGUUUUUUGUAUUGAAGAAAGCUUAAGGAUGGUGAGAUCUAUAUGUUCAUAUAUUGAGCAUAGGUCUAUAAUUGUCUCUUCUCCUUGAUCUUCCUUUAAGGAACCGUUAGAAGAGCGGAGACGUAAACACAAAGUGGAACGGCUGGAGAGGAUCUUCCGCCUAAAUGAGCAGCGUUGUGGGCUUACUCCAGUUUAUGGCACAGAGGUCAUACAGUUCUGCACCCUCUCUGAUAAAGCCACCAUUGCAUGGCCCAAUUCAUGUCCUUUUGCUUCAAAUCUACAGGAUUACUGGCUCCAGACCAAUGCUUUCAAAAACUGCAUCUUUACCCCACAGCAACGCCUGGAGCAGCUAGGCCCACUUAUAGAGCGGUACGUAGUAUCCAGAUUGUUCACAUCUGGCAAGAUUCGAUUUUGUAGAGAAUGAACAUGUCUAUUGCUAUUUAUUUUUUUAACAUUUAGGUGGAUCCCACAAUAAAGUUUAGUACUGACCUGAUUGUGGAUUAAAGUACUAUGCCCCUUCAUAUUGCUUAUUAACUCUGUACUUUUUUUUUUUUUUUUGGCAGAUUUAUCUUUGCAAUGCCUCCUGUGGAGGCCCCACCAAUCAAUAUGCACACCUCGCACCCUCCUCCAUCGCUGCUUCUACAAGAGUCUCUAUUCAAGGAGACUCUAAGCAGGGAUCUGAGGCCGCACACUCGCUGUCUGCACCGCAUUGUUUCCAACAUGCGGACACAGUUUCCUGAUCUGCGACUUAUUCAGUAUGACUGUGGUAAGUUUAUCGGGCUCAUAUCCUCUGCAGACUUUUAUUCGAGACAAAAAGGCAACGUCAAGUCUCUAACAGACUUUGUUCACAUCAUCACAUUUUUCUUUUUUUAAAAUAGGAAAGCUGCAGACCUUGGACCGAUUGCUACGGCAGUUAAAAUCUGGAGGACACCGGGUUUUGAUCUUCACUCAGAUGACACGCAUGUUGGACAUUUUGGAGCAAUUCCUCAACUACCACGGGCACAUUUACCUGCGACUGGAUGGAUCAACUCGUGUGGAACAGAGACAGGUAGAUAAGGGCAUUGUCCAAUACGUCUGAAUACCCACUUUGAACCUGGGUAGUAGCUGCUGUGUUAUUUGCCCCAGCCAAUCCUGGCAUUGAUAUCCUAUAAACACUGGUGUAGAUCAGUUGAUGUACUCCCCAAGUUAAUAGCCGGCACUAUUUUGCCAGCGGUGCUUUAGAAUACACAGUGUACUCCGUUGUAAGUUUUAAGCUUUUCCAUUUGUGACAAAGUCCUUACAUCACUUUAUUUACCUCUUCUGUUUAUUUUGUCCAGUUCAGAAUUGUCACUGCUGCAGGGUGAUGUGAGAUUAACUGAUGUGAGAAUAAUCAUGAAUUAAAAAGGAAUUCAGAGUCAAUCUUUGGCCAUAAAUGUGAAAUUCACUUUGAAAUCCUGACUAGUGAAUAACUGCAAAACAAAGUCUGAAAGAGGGUAAAAAGAAAAGCAGAUUUUGGUCCUUUACCGAUAAGGUGGGAAAAAAGUCCCCAAUAUGUUUAAAAAACAGUAAUCAUAAGAAAAUGGUUAAAGUGCACAAAACCAGAGCAAAUGUGAAAAUCAGUUUUUAUAAGCAUCAUAAAUGUAUUUUACAGAUCUGUCCAACAUGUUGUUUACUGAACUCUUUCCUUAAAAUCAGACUGCAUUAUUUUCACAGCAGCUGCUAUGUGGCUGGUGCUUCACAAUCAGUCUAACAGGACCUGUCUCUCAGGAUGCUGCCAUGUGUUCAUAUCAUGUGCACAGCCUUUCAAAGAGACCACACAACAUUUACUGUACUUCUAGCUCGUGUCUUGCGGUUUAUAUUGAUGCUUUCACUUGUCUGCUGUUUCUGUUCUAUAACCGAUCUUGCCACGUGUCUGUUCUUUCUGUUCCAUAACCGAUCUAGGCACAUGUCUCGUCUGCUUCUUCUAGAACCGAUAUAGCAACGUGUGUCUGCUCUUUCUGUUGUAUAACGGAUCUAGCAACAUGUGUCGGCUCCUUCUGUUUUAUAAUGGAUCUAGCCACGUGUCUCUACUCUUUCGGUUCUAUAACCGACCUAGCUUAGUUUUUUGGCUUUUAGCAGGUGCAGUAGGCAUGCAGACUCUGCCAUAGCUUUCUGUAUAGCUUAGGAAAGUGAAGAAUAGUUGUGAUGUUAUCUCUACCGUAGGGGACACUGGGCAUUGGGUGAAGGAGAAAGCUGUUCUCUCUGAACCUGCUGGUUGGUCUCGCACAUCAAGAGAGAAAGGCAAGUAGCGUAUUUACCUGAAGGUCUGUUUCUCGGGGGCACUAGAAAAAUCUCGAAGUGGUGUAAUUUGAUUUGCUACCACUCUGAUAGAUAACACUGGUAUACACUCUUAAGCUUGGUCUGAUUGUUCAUAUAUCGUAUACCGUAGUAGGGCCCUUCAAAUUUUGCAGUCAUUUAACCCCUUAAGGACACGUGACAUGUCAUGAUUCCCUUUUAUUCCAGAAGUUUGGUUCUUAAGGGGUUAAAGACCUGUGGUUAUAAAUAAGUGAAUUUUGUGCUCUUAAAGAAGAGUGAUUGAAACAAUCAAUUAUUAAAAAGUCUGCUACAGCCAGCUAAUUAUGCAGCUGAAAAUGGAUUAUCUAAUGUACAACUAGGAUUAUACUGCAGUGGCUAGGGCUCUGGAGACUUUCCCUUGUAAAGCAGUGAUUAUAGAUAUUAUCCCCACACAUUAGCUGAGACUAAAUGUAGGUGAAUAGAAUGAACCUUUAUUCAACACAGCAAUUUAGAAAAAUGUGCAUUCCCACACCAGGGGAUUCUUCAUGCAAUGGCCUUUACAAUAGUCUCACCCUGGCGCCAUUCUGUGUGGGGUCCUGAUUGCAACAUCGACAGACAGAUAUCUGGUCAAAGGUUUACCGGAUCAUAGCACAGUCCCAAUCCAGAUAAUCGUUCCAGAGCAUUUCCGGUUAUCUCCCAGUCAGGCGGUCAAUAUGCAGGAUGGGUCCAGGCAAUCCCCAUAGGUCCCCAAUUCCGGCUGUGAGGCCGAGUAGGCGUCAUACCUCUUCCCUUAGUGAAAAUAGCCCUUUUUAGUGGAUUUUGAGAACAGGUCCAUAGUCUGUGGGCAGGUGACACAUCUCCAAAAGGCACGGGAGCUUCCGUCACAAUCGUCGUAUUGUUCAUGUUUGAAAAUAUGACUGAUAUUCUGUGAUAUGUUUGAAUUCCAAUCUUAAGAAAAGCUAGACAAAUACCAUAUCCCAAUUCGAUACAAUUUGGUUGAUAUAUUUUUUUUCAUUUUGGUGAACUGUUUUUAUAUUUGCUCAAAUGAAAAAAAGUUUUUUAUUUAAAAGUUUUUUUUUUUUUUUUUAAUUUAAAUUUCUGUUUGUACUCUUCCCCUGAGGAUUACCCCAUUCUCCACUCUGUCCAUUUUUGAUACUCAAAAACUGGGUUUCUGGUGGCCUGUUAAACCUACUGCUCGUAAGAUUGGCUGCUAUCAAAAAAAAGUUGUUUUUUUGUUGUUUUUUUUUUUUUUUUGAUGGGAGGGCAGUCCAUGCCAAACUGGUUAUCAAAACCAUUUGGUUAGGUUUUUGAUUUGUGUAAACACACCAAUGAGGGAUUUCUCCUUGUAUGAAAUAUGGUCUGCAUGAUAUCCAUUAAUACCAUGGGUCUCCUCGUGAGCUUUAGUGUUUCAUUUUUUGAGUAAAGAGAAGGUGGGAGUGGGUUUCCUCUUAUGAAACCCAUUGGAGAGGAAUAGAUAAUAUUAAGUGGGGCGGAUCUAGAUUUCCUGUUUUAUUACAUGCAUUCAUUAAAGAUAAAAAGAAAAGAAGGGUUGCUAUUAUUUUUACAGAAAUGGUAAGGUUCACACUUUUAUUUCAGCAAGCAGACUCCCAAUUGUUUGUUAAUUGAAUGAAAUAAGUAUACAUUGGUUAAUGUGUAUCUGCCAAAUGACUCCCUAGUCAUGACACUAGAAAAGAUUUUGGGACAGGUAGAAUUGUCAAAAACUGGAGGUUGUUUUAUUGCAGGAGACUUUAACUGUGUACUAGAUCUCAAUAUUGAUGAUAAGAACAGUCUGCGAAUGUGAAAGUCUUUUACUAAUACUAUGCACACGUUUGGCUGUUUUUGAUACUUGGAAAUGGUUGUAUCCUGCAAAGCUAGCUUUUAUCUUUUUUUAUUUUUCUAGUGUCCACUUUUCGUAUUCACAUAUUGAUAACGUUUGGGUCAUUCUGUUCAUGAAAACAUAGAUAAGAUUGAAAAUGAGACAAUAUAUGGUCAGAUCAGUGUUAUCACAUGGACCAAUGAAACGCCCAUCAUAGAGCCACAUGGUGGGUGAAUUACUUAUUUUGUAAUCCAAAAAACCAAACUGAUUAAACAACCCAAAACGAUAUCUCUUAUGUCAGUAACUGGUGUGCUUUCAAAUCAAAGGCAAUUUCAUAAGUGUGAAUGCGUAGUUCAAGAAAGAUAGGAGUGUACACUUGAUAACACUUUGAAUAAAUCCACAUCCUCUAAAAUGAAUUCGGCUUCCCUGAUUGCCAUCCAAAAACAAUAUUAAAAAUAAAAAAAUAAAGAUAAGGAGCAAUUAACAAUGAAGAAUUAAGUAAAGGUAAUCAAGCGGAUAAGAUGCUAAUGCAGAGGUUGAGACAAAAUUGCAUCAACUAAAUUGACUAGAACAAUGGGUGAUAGAGGUGCAUAGUAAGCUGUAUAUAUACAUACCUGGAUAACACCAAUAUUCCAUUAAUCUUGGAAAAGCAAAGUUUUAUCGGUUUGGCAUUCGGGAUUGGAUGCACAGGCCCAAAUAUCUGCGCUGAGUGGUUUAUCUUGCAUAAUGAAAUAAGACAGGGCUGCCCACUGUCUCCUAUCCUGUAUACCAUCUAUACGGAGUGAAUGAAUAUUCGAAAUAACCCGUUAAUAAAAGGCUGCACUGCAAAUCAAAGAUCUAAAAUUUUAUUUGUUUAUGACCCUAACCACUCCCUUAACUUCUCUAAAUUCUUUAAUGCUUGAGGUGGAGUCUUACAGUGCAAUGUCUAAAUUUAAAAUCAAUAUAGUGUGAUAUAGUGGAAUGGCCUUAUAAACUGUUAAAACGUGUGUGUGUGUGUGUAUGUGUAUAUGUGUGUAUAUAUGUGUGUGUGUGUGUGUAUGUAUAUAUGUAUGUGUAUGUGUAUGUAUAUGUGUGUGUGUGUAUAUGUGUGUGUGUGUAUUAGUAUUUUAAUCUCCCAUUAUUUUAAGAGAUAUAGCUUUGAAAUGUAUGUACAUAAGAAAACUAAAAGUAAAAAUAUAUUUUGUGAUGUCCUUAAAGCGGUACUGCCUGUAAGCUUAAUAUCAGAUUGCUGUGGAGUCAAAGCUUUCGUAACUGUGAGUGGGAGUCCACAAAAUCUUGUCAAUCUAUAUAUUGAGUACUGCAGUAUAUAUAUUUUUUACUUUGAGAUCUCAAUGUGUCGGGUAAACCUAGUCGUAUGGCGCAUGUUUUCACAUAAAAAUGUGUUUGUGUUUUUUUGUCUUUAUAGAAGAACUCUCCCCUGAUUUGUUUGAUGCAUUACUUGGAGCAGGGAUCGAAGUGCUUGAUACCAUCUGUAUGGAUGGAGUACAGCACCUUAACUUGCAAACAGUGAGGCGUAUAGAAUCCUAUACACAGAAAAGAUUUCUAACCAGCCCUAGCUGCACUUGGGUCAGGAUUGGAGACAGAUGGAUAACAGAGCCAAGGGUCAGGGAUAGCAGAAUCAUUUAAACAAAGCCAUGUGAAAAACCAUAACUAUCAAGGAAUAAGGAAUGCUCUCAGGCUACUAAAAAUCAUGACAGGGCAAUGAGGAGAGGUCACAAAGGCUUUAAAUAGGCCCCCUGCGCCUUGUGUGACGCCAGAAUGAGCGAAACUGGCAUGGUUCCCACACGAACUGCUAGCAGAAUCAGGGUGAGAGAGACUGAGCGUUGCGCAUCAUUCUCAUCCAUGUCUCUCUCUUUCCUCUCUGCACGUGCCCUUGUCUCAGCAUUUCCCUUCUUUUCCUAAUAAAUCUCCAACAUGUAUGUGAUACUUUCAUUCUAAAGGCAUGCAAAGCAUCAUGGAAGUUGUAGUUCUACAAAAAUCUGGAGACCUACCUUUUGGGCACCCCAGUGCUAAGAAGGGUGGGGGGGAGUAGAUAUCGGAACACAAAAGCCAAAAGUACAGCUUACGGAGCCUGCGUGAUAUCCCUUAAUUUAUAUAGUUGUCUAGGUUGAAAAAAAGACUAAAGUCCAUCAAGUUCAACCUUUAAACACAUUCUUUUAUGCUGUUUAUCCUAAAUGGCGACCAUUUCAAACGAUGCCACAAAAAUUCCUCCUUGACUGCAUAAUGGCAAUCAGAGUUCUUUGGAUCAGCAUCCUGUUUACAUGCAUAUCAAUUAUAUCCUUGAAUAUUCUGUUUAAGUACAAAAAAUCUACAUCAUUUAAAAAAAUAAUAAAAAUCUAUAGAAUCUGAUAAGACAAUCUCUUCAGAGAAUUCCACAUCUUUAUUGUUCUUACUGUAAAGAACCCUUUUCUCUGCUGUAAGUGAAAUCGCCUUUCUUCCAGUCUCAAUGUGUAACCUCUUACCUGUGGUAUAUUCCUGCUAAUGAACAGGUUAGCACAUAGCGGUUUGUACUGAUCCUGUGUAUAUUUGUUUAGUGCAGUCAUAUCCCCUCUGGGACAUCUUCUUUCUAAGGAAAACAAAUUUUUUAUUUUUUUUUUGCCUUUCGAAAGGGUGGGGGAGUAAACCUGUGCUUGGCAGUUUCUUUUAAUGCUAGAAGGCAGCAACCAUAAUUACAGGAAAGAGCAGCUAUCUGUAUUUAGCCAGAAUUAACUGAAACACAGCAAAUACACAUUCCAUGUCAUUGUCAUGCUUCAGGCCUGCGUGGCCCCCUCUCCCUUGAUCUUUGUCCAUUUUCUACUUUGGUGACUGACCACUCGCUUGCCAUCUACCUAAUUACCUUAGGAGAGAGCCCAAGUGAGCGUAGGAAGGUAGACAUCUCUUCAAUAUGGUUUACAACCAGGACAGAAUGUUACUAGGAGUUUACUGAGAAAAGGGAGACUGUCAGUACCCGGGAGCACAGCCAGGACAGAAUGUCACUAGGAGUUCACGGAGGGGUCUUUGUGGCCUCUGGAAACAUCCUCUUUCAUAUGGUCCUCGGCUGGUAAGAGAAUGGAGAGGAGGCGACGUGUGGAAAGUCUUUGCUAUACACUGCCUCCAGAAAGCUCAAUUCCUUGCCCUCCAUAAGGGUAUUCAAAGCUUCAUACUUCUCUCAAAUUGAGAGUGGAAUCAGUAGCAGACCGAGUUUCUUUAGUGAAGCCCAGGUUCCCAUCUAUGGCUGUAAUGUGUCCCAUAAGUGCUGCAUUAUCAUUCUGAACCACAGCUAUGUCUGCCAGGAAAAUCGCCAUGCAGCAAGGCACAUAUAUCUGCUUUCGUGGAAGGGGCACUCACACUGCAUCCACUACACAAACACACUGCAUCCACUGCACACCCAUAUAUUCUUGAAAAAAUAGACAAUUAUGACUGGCAUGUAUAUUUUGUGAAUUUACCUUAAUAAAAAGAGAAUUUGCAAAAAAAUAAACAUGUUCAGUUAACAGUGUAUUUGUGUAGAAAUUGUUUUUUUGUUUUUUCUUUUCAAAAUGCUAAAUGUACAGAAUAUCGGUAAGCUAUCGGCGUUAAGGUUCACAAAUAAUCGGUAUCGGCUCUAAAAAAUAAAUAUCGGCCGAUAUAGAUAUAUAUAUAUAGAUAUAUAGAUAGAUAGAUAUAUAUAGAUAUAUUCUCUAUCUAUCUCUAUCUCUCAAUCAUUAUUUAUAGGGUGUGUUUGCAUAAAGUCAGAUUUCCCUUAUCCAUUCACUGGGCUCAUGGUCCUUUGUAACACAUAGCCUUCCUUCACUCAUGGGCUUUUCUUCCUUUGCGUUUUGAUGUGUGAGGACCGCUGCUGUUUGAUUUCUGCCAUUUUGUGUUUUCUCUCUAGGUCCUGAUGGAGCGUUUUAACAUGGAUAAGCGCAUCUUCUGCUUCAUUCUUUCCACUCGCAGCGGAGGAGUUGGAGUCAAUCUCACUGGGGCUGAUACGGUUAUCUUCUAUGACAGUGAUUGGAACCCAACCAUGGAUGCACAGGCGCAGGAUCGAUGCCACCGUAUUGGACAGACUCGUGAUGUGCACAUAUACAGGUCUAUCACAAUAGAAAUGUCACAAAACGCAACACUUUUACAUUAUCUCACACUAUAAGUUUCAUUUCAUGUAUAAGAAUUGAGUGGUGAGCUGGGCAGCGAUGCUAAUGACAAACCAAAUGUAAUAAAGGAGUCUUCCCUGUGACAAUAUUGCAAAAUUUAGCUGAUAGAACCACGCUGAACACUACUCUUGCCCAGGAUCCGUUCUCAUAUAAUUUCCAAUAACCGGCCCGCUUUGACACUGCACAUUGAUUCCAUGAGGUCUUCCUUACACCUCAAGCCACUUAUAAAGCAUCUCCUAGGCCCGAUAGCCACAGGCUCCGUCUCACGCAUUUCAGGUCCAGAGAUAUGUGGAGAAGAAGAGUCCAUUUGUAAAUACAUUUUAGGGGGGAAUUACAGCUGUUCAGUCAAGCAUGCAAUAGCCCCCCACUGUAGCGGUGCUUACAGACUUUGAGGUAGGUUUCCUCUAAGCUUCACGGUUACUCUGUGGAGGAGGCUGUGCUCUUUGCUGCUUUACAAGAUAGGAACUCCAUGUGGUCCAACCUGCACAGUGAAGUCAUAAUAGACGUCACUUUGGAGUCUCUAGUGGGAGGGACUGAUGUACUAGAUCUUAUAAUCCAACUGAAUAACAUGGCAAAUGCGAUAUCUCCUGAUUCAUCAAGGUGCCCUUUGGUAGGUAAGUGGCUUUUAUGCAGCAAAAUUAGAAGCUUCACUGAAUUUAUUUCUCCAAUGCCUGUGCUGGUCUUGGGAGCUCAUGUCACGUAACCACUCUGUUUGGUAGUUAGUCUUCGCCCUCACACCAGACAUUUUAUACAGUGCAUGGUAAGGAGCUUGGUACAGUCUGCCAAGUGAUUGCUUUAGUGAAUUAUUUCCUUAAAAUCAGACUGCUUUAUUUUCACAGCAGCUGCUAUGUGGCUGGUGCUGCACAAUCAGUCUAACAGGACCUGUCUCUCAGGAUGCUGCCAUGUGUUCAUAUCAUGUGCACAGCCUUUCAAAGAGACCACAUAACAUUUACUGUACUUCUAGCCACGUGUCUCGGCUCUUUCUGUUCUAUAACCAAUCUAAGCACCUGUCUCGGCUCUUUCUGUUUGUAACUGAUCCUGCCGUGCGUUUAGUUCUGUCUGUCUCUCUUUAUUUAAUCCUGUAUUUUCUCUUGGUAGUAUCUGUACCUAAUUAUGCUGUCUCUCUGUCCUGUCUGUAUUUGAUCCUGCCUUGACUAUCUGUGUUAAUCAUGCUGUCUCUCGGUCCGGUCUGUCUGUAUCCGAUCCUGAUAUUUAUUUUUGCACUAUCUCUGUAACUAAUCAUGCUGUUUCUCAGUCCUGUUUGUCUCUAUCCCUGCCAUGCCUUUGAGAGAUGUCUACCACAUUCCUCCACUUCUCAUCCAUGUUUGUGCCAAUUCCUGACAGCUCUCCACUGUAUCCAUGUUGUAUUGCACCAGGUCUCUUAGCUGUAUCCAUUCCAUUUUCUAUGAAAAGCUGUGCUUUUUACAGACUUCCUGUUAUCUCCUGUUUUGUGCCUGGUAUAGUUUUUCUAAUCCUCCAUUUUGGGGUUUGUUUGUUCUAGGCUGGUGAGUGAACGCACAGUGGAGGAAAACAUUCUGAAAAAAGCUCAGCAGAAGCGCAUGCUUGGAGACAUGGCCAUUGAAGGCGGAAACUUCACUACUGCAUACUUCAAACAGGUAACCUUGUCACACAGAGAUUUCCCUGGCUGCCUUUUGUUAGUUCCCUUCUCAUCUUCUGUGAAUUCAUGAAUAAAUUCCAACAUUACGCAGAAUGGAUUUUUGUACUAUUGGUUCAGUGUCCUAAAUAUGCAGCUGUAAUAGAUAUUACAGCUACAUGAGAUCCCAGCCCAUGGGAAUCCUAUUUUUCUCCUCCUAGAAUGGCACGUUCUCUGUAAUGCUGCAGCCAUUUUGCUCCUUUCUUGGUUCGUAUUUGAAUACUCUGCUUUUUCUUCUGUGCCCAUAGUUUUCCAUGUAUUAAAACUGGUCUCUUUCAGCAAACAAUCCGUGAGCUGUUUGAUAUGGAAGACGUUUCACGCAGAGAGGUGGAGACUCGAGCCGCAUCUCCUGACCAAAAUCUAGACGAUGGCACCGCCAGCCGAGACUCUCAUAUCCUGGAACAGGUAACUGGGCAUGACCCAACAUUUAUGUAGUCAUGGGCUGCAGCGCUUGACUCAGGAUGUUAAUCAGAUUUUGUACCUGGUAAAUAAAGCUUGGUCUUUGUCUUGUAGGCUUUGUGCGGAGCUGAAGAUGAAGAAGACACAUUGGCUGCUUCUCUUGUUCGUGCAGAGCAAGUGGCAGAUCUAGCAGAAUUUAAUGAAAAUGCUCCAUUAGAGCCAGAAGAGGAGGAACAAAGCCGAGCUGAGCAGGAGAUAUCUGCUUUGGUUGAGCAGGUAAACCUCCUGAUAUGUAAUGGACCAUGUGUAUUGGGUUAGCUUUAGUGUGUGCUGAUCUCUUAAGGAAAAGUUGUCCUCUACAGAGCUGUGCCUGGGGCUACAAUCCAUCUUGUGUGUUUAUAUAGAGCUCUCCCCCAUGGAGUCUGCCCCUUGUGCUCUUGACGGUUCCAUUGCCGACUGCUGCAGUUGAAAUUAAGAAUUUUAGCUGGACAUAUUUUGUCAACUGAGAAAUAAACUGACAUUGUGGCUCUCUCUCUGCAGCUUACUCCCAUUGAACGUUACGCUAUGUAUUUUUUGGAGGCUUCGCUGGAAGAUGUUAGCAGAGAAGAACUAAAGCAGGCUGAGGUGUGCAUAGUCUUUAUUUUACAUUAUUUUGUAGGAUUUCUGAUCUAAUCCAUGUUCUUCCUUCCCCCUCCAUUCUACCCCAUGACCUUGUUUUCCCUUACUGUCUACAUACGGUUAUCCCCAGUGCAUUCACUUCCCUCUUAUUUCUGGAACUCAUACCAUGUUUUGUGGGUUUUUGUUUUAAUUAGGAGCAAGUCGAAGCUGCUCGCAAGGAUCUGUUUCUGGCCAAGGAUGAUGUUGGACAGUGUGAAGAGCGUUGGGAAGAGGAAUGCAGAAAAAUUCGGAAGGCUCGGCCCACUCCUCCAACCAGAUCUCCAGGAGAGCGCAUUGCUGUCCGUAUGAGUGAGAGAUUGCGUGGAGGUAGAGCUAAUGAAGGUGCAGACAUUGACAACCCAGCAGUGCCUGAGAAUGCAACUUUAGUUGAAACUGCCACUCCAGUUGAAGAGACUGCCAUCCCAGUUCAAGAGACAUUACAAGACCAGCAGUCACUGGAGCAUCUGACAAAGCUACCCAUAACAGAUCUGCUGGACAGGAAUCACAGCGCAAAACCUGACGACUAUAUUCCUGUCCUUCCAGCACAUACGAUAUCCUCUUCAGCACCUCUGGCAACUCCUCCACAGGAGAUCCUAGAACAAGGAGAGUUGUCUAAUCAAGAGGAGUGUGAUGAGGUGACUGUACAUGUCGAUGAAAAGCUGCCUGUGCCAAAAAUGGAUACUUCCUUGAGUAGUCCUUCCACAUGUGCAUCACAAGAAGAGGAAAACAGUGCGCCACGUACUCCACGGAGGAAAGUGACUGCAGACUGUGAGAUCCUUUUGUCUGGGGUUGGAGAUAGCUCCCCUACUGCUAAAGUGCUCAGACGAUUGCCAGGACGUCUGAUUACUGUAGUACAAGACCGGCCUCUUGUCCACCGACGGAGUCGGAGAAGACAGAGUUCUACAACAGAGAAGGAAUCUCAGAGUCCACACACAUCUGAUCAUCAAAGCCCUACACAUGGCAUCCAGUCAGAUGAAAACUCCGAGACUGGAAGUCCCCCACCAAAAAGGAAAAGAGGGAGACCCCCUAAGACCAGAACAGACCAUUCCCCUCCUGGAAUAUCUCGAGAUAUGCUCCCUGUAAUAUCAUCUCCUGAGCUAGGAAACUCUCCUUUGUGUACCAGAGUUCCCGGCAGUUCUAGUUCAUGCUCUAGAUUUAACUCAGAAAGUGAAAGUAGUUCCCCUGCUGAGAAGAGAAAAAGGGGGCGCCCUCCUAAAAGAAGGGAAAGCACAGGCACUUCUCAAUUUACUAUUUCAUCAGACAUUCGUUCCCCCUCAGACACUACACAAGACAAUCCCACCUUAAACAUCAUUACCAGUAGACUUGAUCCAAAAGCUGAUCCUGAGUUUAUGACAUCUGUAGCGCUUGAUCCAAUCAUUCCCAGUACUGUUUCUGACAUUCCUCAGGUGGGUGGUUGUGCAGAGGGUGCAAGCAGCAGUGGUGUGGAUGAUCCCGUCACUCCUCCAAAGCGUAAACGUGGCCGCCCACCCAAGUCCCUGGCAAUGUCAUGCCCUUUAUUGCACAAUGAAAAAGUGGACAGUUCUCCAGAGAGGUCCCUCAGCCCACAAAUCACAAGAACUCCAUUCCGGAGAAAGAAGAAACCAACGAAGACUAUAACACAGGAGGAGCGGAGGCGUUCUUCCCCCACUCCCGACACAGAUGACUCUUCAGGAGAAGAGGAAACUCCCAUUAGGACUCCCUUUACCCGCAGCGCCAGUACACGGCUACAGCCCAAUCAGGUGCCACUUGAAACCACUCCAGCCACUGGCUCUGCUUCCAAACCACCACGUGGACGUUCUCUUCGAGCUGUCCCAAUUUUAGAGAAGCCUUCCACUAAAAGGCGGAAGGCCCCAAGUGUGAGCUCCCCAAGCCCCCCCUCUUCUCCCCAGUGCAGCUCAAGUGAAAGGCAGGUCACAGGAAGCAGAAAGCGUCAUUGUCCUCCUGCAGAACGCAUUCUGCGCAGCUCUCUCACGGCAAACCCAGCAAGUAACACUCGCUCCUCACGUCCCACUCCCCAGCUUCCUAUUUCUCCUGGCAGCAACAGAGGCAGGAAGGCAAAGACGUGAGUGAACUAUGUUUGUCAGCUGGCUGUGUUUCACCCCAUGUGGGGAACCGCCUCUUACAGUGACUAGAGAGGCGUGAGAAACUCUUACUGGCUGUCCCAAGAGCACUGAAACUGCCCCUGGUAGAGGUUGGGGCAGGCUCUCUGGAGAGUGCUCUGCAGGACCACAGCCCCUUCUCUGAGAAAUAACCACAAUCUAUGCAAAGAGGAUGG